ACCAUGAAGAUCUACUGCGACAUGCAGCGCUCUGCUCUCAUAAUCCUGAUGCUCAACAGCUUCUGUGCUUUCUCACAAAUUCCCCAUGAAUUUGUCACUGUUGUGGGCUGCUUUGUGAAUGGUACAACUGAGGUCCUGUUUGAGUUUGAUAAUGAGGAGAUUUUAUAUGUGGAUUUCCAAAAACAGGACAUUGUAUACACUGCGCCCAGACUUAUUGAUUCUGAUCCAGAUAGAAUUAUGGGGCAGACCUAUGCGAGAAUACUAAAAGAUGGUCUGACAAAUAAGGAACUCUGUUUAGUAUUAACUGCUGUCACUGCAACGGAAGAGAAAAAUCCACCAGAAGAAAAAGACCCCCCUGAGAGCAUCCUCUACUCUACAGAAAGAGUUGAGCUGGGAGUUGAAAACAGCCUCACCUGCUUUGUGAAUCAUUUCUACCCACCUGAUAUUAAAGUCAGCUGGUAAAAAUGCCGUCCGGUGUCUGCGGGGGUGUCACUCAGCCAAUAUUAUCCCAAUAAUGAUCAAACCUUCCACCAUUUCACACCGAUGGAGGGCGACAUGUACAGCUGCACUGUGGAGCACUCAGCCCUGGAGAGCCCUAUGACAAGGAUCUGGGCUUCCUCCACAGAACCUGAAUUGACUCCUCCCGGUCUUGGACCAGAUAUUUUCUGUGGAGUGGGUCUGACUGUGGGCUUGUUGGGAGUUGCAGUUGGAGUAUUUUUCAUUGCCAAAGGACACCAUGAUAAUAAUAUGAAUAUAUGAAUAUUGUUAACAUUGAAAAGGUACACAUUAAACUGCACCCUUUUUUGCUUUAAAAGAUGGUGUGAAGCCUGUAUUAUUUAUUUACCUGCAUCUACUCUGCCUCUCUGAUAUAUGACACCAUAUUAACUAGCAGUAUACAGUAGAAGGACAGCUUAAUCACACUGUAACUUAUUCAAUCAUUGCCAUGUGAAAUACUGUAUGUUUGAUUCUUUCUGUUUUGACACUUUGAUAUCUGCUUAAAUGUGCUUUAUAUUCUUAUAUUAUUCAUGGAUUAUUCAUGCAUUUAUUUGAGUGAAUUUGUAAAAUAAUGCACUAUAACAUCUUGUUUGCUCUUAACACAACA
Molecule: messenger RNA, 1102 nt
Organism: Morone saxatilis (striped sea-bass)
Lineage: Eukaryota; Metazoa; Chordata; Actinopteri; Moronidae
Product: H-2 class II histocompatibility antigen, A-U alpha chain-like
Biological process (GO): peptide antigen assembly with MHC class II protein complex; immunoglobulin production involved in immunoglobulin-mediated immune response; immune response
Cellular component (GO): MHC class II protein complex; membrane
Molecular function (GO): MHC class II protein complex binding
Source: RefSeq, a predicted model, not a curated record